This is a messenger RNA of Populus trichocarpa (black cottonwood), 3031 nucleotides long. RefSeq names its product G-type lectin S-receptor-like serine/threonine-protein kinase At4g27290. Gene Ontology annotation, biological process: protein phosphorylation; recognition of pollen. The record is from RefSeq and is a predicted model, not a curated record. Bases 120 to 2570 code for a protein of 816 amino acids. The transcript has 7 exons. Gene Ontology annotation, molecular function: protein serine/threonine kinase activity; ATP binding. NCBI's taxonomy places the organism in Eukaryota, Viridiplantae, Streptophyta, Magnoliopsida, Malpighiales, Salicaceae.
CACUGCUCCUCUUGCAGACUGAUUGUGUUGUGCUCCUCUUCAAAACCGAAUACUUUCACAUCUAAGCAAGCCGUUCUAAAGUACGCUAAGUGAGCUACAGAAAAAUCACGAGUUUACCUAUGGCUUACAUACCUAUACUUCUUUUUUGCUCCUCUAUGUUGCUUGUUCUAGAAACAGCCACAGGUAUUGACACCAUAAACACCACUCAGUACAUUAGAGAUGGAGAUACCAUAACUUCUGCUGAAAGAACCUAUGUAUUAGGAUUUUUCAGCCCAGGAAAAUCAAAAAACCGAUACUUGGGGAUAUGGUACGGAAAAAUAUCUGUGCAGACAAUAGUUUGGGUUGCCAACACAGAGAUUCCACUCAACGAUUUAUCAGGAGUUCUACGGCUUACAGACGAAGGAAUUCUUGUCCUUCUCAAUCGGAGCGGGAGUGUAGUCUGGUCUUCCAGUACCUCAACACCUGUAAGGAAUCCUGUUGCACGGCUUUUGGACUCAGGAAACCUUGUCGUCAAAGAGAAGGGCGAUAACAACCUGGAGAACACCUUGUGGCAAAGUUUUCAACAUCCAGGUAAUACACUACUGCCAGAAAUGAAGCUAGGACGGAAUAAAGUAACAGGCAUGGACUGGUACCUGACAGCAUGGAAGUCACCUGAUGAUCCUUCUAAAGGUAAUGUUACAUGUAAACUUGUUCCUUAUGGAUACACAGAGAUACUAGUGAUGGAAAAGUCAAAAGUCCUGUACCGGUCUGGACCGUGGAAUGGUCUGCGGUUCAGUGGCAUGCCCUCUUUAAAACCGAAUCCCAUAUACAAAUUUGAAUUUGUUUCCAAUGAGAAGGAGGUAUAUUAUACAGAGCAUCUAACCAAUAAUUCAACACAUUGGAGGGUCGUGCAAAGUCAAAAUGGUGAUAUCCACAACCUCAAGUGGAUUGAGCAGAAACAAAGUUGGUUAUUAUACGGGGCACCAAAUACAGAUCAUUGUGACCGUUAUGCACUGUGUGGUUUAAAUAGUAUCUGUAAUAUUAACAACUCUCCAAUCUGUGAUUGCUUGAAUGGAUUUAUACCUAAUGUUUCAAGAGACUGGAACAUGAUGGAUUGGUCAAAAGGUUGUGUUAGAAAGACUCCACUAAAUUGUUCAGGUGAUGGGUUUAGAAAGCUCUCCGCAGUGAGGUUGCCCGAGACAAAAACAUCAUGGUUUAACACGAGUAUGAACCUGGAGGACUGCAAAAACACUUGCUUAACGAACUGCAGCUGUUCAGCAUAUUCAAAUUUGGACAUCAGGGAUGGAGGAAGUGGGUGCUUGCUUUGGUUCGGUGACCUGAUUGAUAUCAGAAUACUUCAUGAAAACGAUAUAGAUGUUUAUAUACGGAUGGCUGUAUCAGAACUAGAUUAUGGUGAUGGUGCGAAGAUGAAUACUAAAUCCAAAGUGAAGAGAAGGAUCAUAGUAAGCACAGUGUUGUCUGCAACAAUUCUGUUCCUCGGCCUAGCCUUGGUCUUGUAUGUUUGGAAGAAAAAAAACAGUGCUUUGGGAAGAAGUUCACGUAAGAAGCACAUGAAAGAGGAUCUGGACUUACCGUUGUUUGAUUUGGGUAUAGUGGCUUGUGCAACAAAUAACUUUUCUGCUGACAAUAAACUUGGAGAAGGGGGUUUCGGACCUGUUUACAAGGGAGCAUUGAAAGAUGGACGAGAAAUAGCUGUGAAGAGACUCUCCAAGAAUUCAAGACAAGGACUUGAUGAGUUCAAAAAUGAAGUCAAGCAUAUCGUGAAACUUCAGCAUCGGAAUCUAGUGAAGCUUCUAGGAUGCAGCAUUGAAGAAGAUGAGAUGAUUUUGAUCUACGAGUUUUGUCCUAACAAAAGCUUGGACUUCUUCAUUUUUGAUGAAAGACACAGAUUGCUUCUAGAUUGGCCCAUGCGCUACAACAUUAUCAACGGGAUUGCUCGAGGACUCCUUUAUCUUCACCAAGAUUCAAGACUAAGAGUAAUUCAUAGAGAUCUUAAAGCCGACAAUAUUUUAUUGGAUUAUGAACUGAACCCAAAAAUUUCAGACUUUGGCCUGGCUAGAAGUUUGGGAGGAAAUGAAAUUGAAGCCAAUACAAAUAAAGUGGUCGGAACUUAUGGCUACAUUUCCCCUGAGUAUGCAAAAUUUGGGCUCUACUCACUAAAAUCAGAUGUCUUUAGCUUUGGUGUAUUGGUGCUUGAGAUAGUGUGUGGGAGCAGGAACAGAGGAUUCAGUCAUCCAGACCACCACAUGAACCUUCUUGGGCAUGCUUGGAGACUGUUUAUGGAAGGCAGGCCUUUGGAACUGGCAGCAGAAUCAAUAGCUAUAACAUGCUAUUCAUCUGAAGUGCUGCGUUCGAUUCACGUGGCUCUACUUUGCGUGCAAGACAGACCAGAAGAUAGGCCAAACAUGUCAUGUGCAGUUUUGAUGUUAGGUAAUAAUGAUGCACUGCCUCAGCCUAAACAUCCAGGUUUUUUCACGGAAAGGGAUCUUUUUGAAGCAAGUUAUUCUUCCAGCAUGAGCAAACCGUCUUCAGCUAACGAAUGUUCAAUUUCAGUCUUAGAGGCAAGAUAGAUUACCCUUUGUGAGGUCCUGACAUGCUGCUGGCGCUGGGUGAUCGUGUUUUAGAAAGCUAUAUAUACUUCUCAGUCCUUUUUAUGUUUGUUAACAAGCAUCUAUGCUCUUUAUUGCCUAGCUAAAAUAGCUAAAAACCAUUUAAACUAGCUAUCUAAAAAAUAUUAUCACAUUCAUACUCUCUAAAAUAAAGAGUCAUUAAUUUUUUUUGAAUUAACUAAAAACCAAAAUCUUCCAAACUAGUUUUCAGUUUUUCAUACAUGUAAGAACCCAAGAAAGCAUGGCCACCAAUUUUGUAGCCAAAGUUGCAUCCAAUACAGGUUACGAUUUUUUACGAUUGCUACAUUGCCAAUGCUCUCAAUGCCCUUGUUGAGGAGAAAAAGAACACCAUCUUCCUCUUCUUGAAGAACAAGGAAUUAUUCAUUCACCCUUAAUGAGACAGGCAAAGGAAUGUUGUACCU